Molecule: messenger RNA, 4167 nt
Organism: Didymodactylos carnosus
Lineage: Eukaryota; Metazoa; Rotifera; Eurotatoria; Philodinida; Philodinidae
Source: the annotation of a GenBank genome assembly
AUGGAUUUGACACAUCUCUAUCCAUUUAUGCAAGCUGCAGCUACUACGGUCAAUACGACUACUCCACAAUUCACAAUGCCAUCUCAAACUCAUUAUCAACAACGAAAUACAAAUAUUCUUGUUUCACCAACGCAGUCCAGCAAACGACCCAGAGAUUUCUAUGAUCAAGAAGAUUUAAAAUCGCAUUCAUCACGUUUAGCAGCUAGAAUAACCAAACAUGGUUUACAUAAUUACGGUUUAGCAAUGGAUCUCUAUGAUGCCAUAGCACGAACACUCAUACCCUACGUUGAAUAUAACGAACGUUUUAAAUUAAAAUUUAUGAAACAAAUACAUUUAGAUACUAUGGUCACAGUACCAUCAGGAUUUUCUGAUAUCGCUCAACAUGUUCGUACUCGUUUACAAAUGCUAUGUGAUGAAUAUUCAUCAAAUACAAAUGGUCUCGUUGAAACAAAAACAUCAGCAAUAACAAAUGAAACAUCAAAAACGAAUGCAAUGGAUUUAAUCAGUGGUGCUCCAUCCGUCUACUUAGAGAAUUCUCAACAUGGAAAAGUAAUACAAAUGCUAGCAAAUAUUUUAGGCAUCGAAAUUCGUCUUGUUACAUCAUACGUUUAUGAAGAAAUUAUUUCUGUUCAACCGCAUGAUAUUCUCGAGAAAGAGCCACUGUACAUUGCUUACAACGAUGUAUCAAAACAAUAUUAUAUGGUGGACAAACCCACUAAUAUUCGUCGAGAUGAACUGUCAAAUCAUCAAUAUUGUCUGGAACAAUUAAUUCAAAAAUAUCAUUUAAACGUCGUACCAAAAUCUUCAUUGGGUUUAUCAUUAUUUUCGGCUACAGCGCAAAGUUUAAAAAAUAUUUCAAUUAAAAAUCCUAUUGUUGAAAGUGUGGUGAGAAAAUAUUUUAAUAUGAACGGUGUGUUUGAAAAUGAACUGGCUGUACUUUUACGUGAUAUGACCUAUAAACAAUUAAAAUCAAAUUUUGAUUACUAUGAAACCUAUGUACAAAUAAAACCGAAACAUUUUGAUAUUAGACGAGAUUCAAAAAGCUUAAUCGAUUGUACUUAUUAUCGUUAUCAAUUAGAAAAAGUUGUGCUGUACGCUUUAGCACAUGUUAUACAAUGUAAUAUGAUUGUGUUUAGCUCCGAUGUUAAACAAGCAAAACCGGAUGUCAUACGAGUAGAUCCGUCAAUGGAUAAUAACAAAGAUAUUAUUAUCCUCUUGAAAAAUGAGUCAACUCAACAUUACGAUAGUGCAGUACCAAAUUAUUCUCUUCGUAAUUUGAUUGGAACGAUCACUUCAAACGAAUCAUUAGUAAAUGGAAAUCGUCAUGCACAACAUUCAAAUGUGAACCAACAGAGUGAAAAAACUUCUGCAUCGAAUAAAGCAUCUAUGGAUGAUCCGAUUUAUGAAAGCAUUGAUCCAUCAUCCCCAGUUCCAGAUAUUUCACUUCCACCUGCUGCUCCACCUACGAAUUCUAAUACCUAUUAUCGUCAACUAUCUGUUCCUGCCAGUAAUACACGAUCAAACGAUACAUACGUUGGAGCAACUAUGCCAACAAAUUCAAAUGAGAAGAAAGGAGAUUUAAAAAGCAAAUUUUUUUCAAAAACAAAAGAAAAAUUUGUCACUGCUUUUAAUAAAGUAGUUGAAAACGGCAGUUUACCGAAAAAGCCACAGGUGUAUCGAAAUAAUGGUCAGUCGUUGAAUAAUUUAUUUGCACCCACUCAGAUUGGUGCCACAUCUUCAAGUGAUAGAUAUAUCGAACAUCGUCCUUCUCUUGAAAUCAAGGAUUACUCGACACUUGUACAAACUCCGCUACAGUCAUCCAACAUUCCGUCAGUAAAACGGCAAGCACCUAUUGCAGAAGUUAUAAGAAGGCAACAACAACAGCAGUUAAUAGAAAAUAACACAUAUCAGAAUACUCAACCAAGAAAUUUAUCAGAAUCAGAUAUAAUUUCAUUAUCUCAACAAAAUAAACACAGCAGGCCUGUUAAUAAUCAAAGUCAGACCUCCAUAAGACAGCCUUCGGAAAUACCACGCGCAACCGAAAAUACUCGUGACCAUCUUAUUCCGUAUAAAGAUCGACAACGAUCGAAAAUCACUUUGAAUAUGUCAUCAAACAGUGCAGUUAAAAAAGGAAACAUAUAUAAUAGUGUCACAUUGGAAGAUGUAGACGAUAGUACAGAAGAAAUAGAUUUUACAAAUUCGUUAACAGACGACGAUACGGUUAUAUUACGAGACGUUAAUCAACAAAAUACAGUUGAUCGACAGAAAAGUAAUGUAUCAAAAGUUAAAACUGGAUCCCAUCAUUAUGAUCACGAUACACUCACACGGCAACAACAGAGCAGAUAUGUUGAUGAUGAUUUCACUGAUGAGGAGUCAGAAAAUGAUAUUCGUCAAUAUGAUGAUGUAAAAAGGUUGUUGUCCGAAAAUGAUUCGACCACAACAGAUCCACAACAAGCAGAAGACGAAGAAGAAGAAGACAUUUAUAUUUCCACUACAGACAUAGUGCAAAGAGAUAAAAAGCAAUUACAAUUGUUUGUUAGUGACAAAAUCAAUCAUUUUAAUCACCUUAAUUGUUCUCCGUCUUUGAAUGAUAGAAAACUCUCAACAUCAUCACUAUCAAACAAAGAUGUUAAACGUUCGAACGACACCAGGAAGAAGCAAUAUAUCCAUGAUUUGACUAAUGUUGAAUUACGACGACCAAAAGAUCAACAACGAAGUGAAACAACAACAGCAAUGUGUAAAGAUAGUCAAAAUGAAGUAGUCGAUUCACAUCGUCAGCUAAAAAGUGAUUCAAUGGAAAAACCCAGUAGCUCAUGUGAAACAACAAAUGAUCCUUCAUCAACUCAUAAUAAUCGCAAAUCGUAUCUAAUUGAUAAAGAUGGUGUAUUGGAAGUUCUGGGUCAAAAUGACAUUUUACAACGUGAUCGGCAUAUUUUAAUGAAAGUUUUGAAGCAAGAAGAUCUCUUAUCGAAAGAAUGGCAACGUUUAUUAUAUUUAUUAGAAGAAUACGUCAAUAAUCCAAAAAGAGAGAAAAAAGAACGAGGUCUACAUGCCCUUACAUUGAUGGAAAACCUGGAUCGUCUGGGGUAUGAUUUACUGGAAAUUCAAUCAACAUCAGCAAAUGAAAAAAAUAAUCAUUUUAAAGCCAUAACAAAAUCAUUAUUACUGACAAUGGAAAUCAACGAUUGGUUGAAUGAUCACAUAUGUUCAAUAUUACACAUUACAAAUGCACAAGAUCAACGUUUUACAAAACAUUUGAGAAAAUUAUGUAUUAAAAGUUGGCAAAAACAUUAUGAUGAUUAUAGAAAAAUGUGGAUGGAUAAAUAUCCGAAUAGCAAUACAAAAACAUUUGAUUUUCAACGCGAAAUCGAAAACUUUCGGUCAGAAAAUUAUUAUCGAUUAGAUAUGUGUUUUCUGGUCAACCAAGCAUUGGCUGAUGCAUUCGGUAUACCAAUACACAUUAUAAGAGCAAUUCGUGAUGGAAAUCCUGUGGAAAUAAUUCGACCAAUUCGUAUUGCUCGACCAGGUAUUAAUAUUGUACUAAUCUCUAGUCAAAAAAGUGAUGGACAUUACGAUGUAGCAGUAUUAAAAGGCCAUCCACAAACGUUAAAAAAACAACGUAACGUGACAUUUGAUGAAAAGCCCGAAAUACGAUCAUUCAAAGUUGACGAUGAGCAAACAAUAAAAACUAGUCUACCAAGUACACCAACAUCAAUACCAACGACUAUCAAUAGCCUACCAUCAAUGAGACAACCUAAUAACAGAGUUCUUUUAAAUACCGGUGCACAGUUUUAUCCACAAUUUGCAUUACCGAACACGAUUUAUCCGUUUAAUAAUUAUUUUUCACAACAGUAUAUGCCUCAAAUGAUGCAAACAUCCAACAAUGAUGCCAAACUGUCACCAUCUUUGACACGUGCAACAUCUUCAAAUUCAAAAUCUAAAAAUAUGAAUAAUCUGACAACAAAUGCGUCAUCAACAACAACAACAACACCAAUGAUCGUUCAAAACUCAGGUAUACCAUCAAUGUCGUAUGGAACACCUGCAUCUUAUAUGCCACUACAACCGACACCACCAACAUUCAUGUAUAAUACAAUGAUGCAUCAACCGAAUAUGGCAGCUGUACCCCCUGGUGCAUUCUACUAUACAACUUCGACUUAUCCAAUGUAA